AUGGGAGAUUCAGCUAAAGACAAACAGAAAUGUACAGAAUCCCUGACAGGUGUUGCAACGUGUCUGCCAUAUUUGGGUGCUGACGCGAAAGCACCCACAGCAGAUUGUUGCAGUGGUCUCACACAAGCCAUGAAGACCAACAAGAAAUGUGCCUGCCUUAUUCUCAAAGACAGGGAUGAUCCUGACCUUGGCUUAAAGAUUAACAUGACAAUUGCUGUUGGUCUCCCUUCUCUUUGCAAAACACCUGAUAAUCUCUCAGUGUUCUGGCACAUAUAUUGUGCUGUCAUCCCAAGAGAAGGAUCAAACAUUGAUGAUGCAGAGGUGCUAAGAUAUUGCAAGAAGAAUCUUGCAUCUUUCAAAGUCCCUGAAAAGGUCUUCAUUACUGAUUCUUUGCCCAAGACUGCCACCGGAAAGAUUUUGCGUCGUCUUGUGGCAGAACACAUUGUCUCUCAAAUUUGA
Messenger RNA from Glycine soja, 459 nucleotides. Its product is annotated as protein YLS3-like. NCBI's taxonomy places the organism in Eukaryota, Viridiplantae, Streptophyta, Magnoliopsida, Fabales, Fabaceae. The transcript has 2 exons. The coding region runs from base 1 to 459 and encodes 152 amino acids. The record is from RefSeq and is a predicted model, not a curated record.